Messenger RNA from Panicum virgatum (switchgrass), 1545 nucleotides. Its product is annotated as cysteine-rich receptor-like protein kinase 19. Gene Ontology annotation, biological process: protein phosphorylation. The transcript is spliced from 7 exons. The record is from RefSeq and is a predicted model, not a curated record. Gene Ontology annotation, molecular function: protein kinase activity; ATP binding. Lineage: Eukaryota; Viridiplantae; Streptophyta; Magnoliopsida; Poales; Poaceae. Bases 221 to 1228 code for a protein of 335 amino acids.
GGUCAACUUGUCUUUGCUUCACGCGGUUGGUCCGUCCCUAACCUGUCUGCUUCUUUAUAUUCUUUGGAGCAAUAAUGGAGGCACUCAUCUCACACCCUUAUCCCCCUGUACGCUCCUUCUCCAAGAUCCAUCCCUGCAGCUAGGAUCCUUCAAGAUUUCUUCUCCAGUAGAAGCCUCGAUUUGUAGCAGUUCAUAUCCAUAGCUACUCCAAUCAUCAGAAAUGACGAGCCUGCAGACCCAGGAGAGUCUUGCGAGUACAUUACCGACAAACCUACCAGCGACCUUUAUGAAGGAAAUUACCGCCGAUUUUUCUUCUGAGCGAGAACUUGGCCGCUCUGUAUUUGGAAUUGUUUACAAGGGUGUUCUUCCAGAGACAGAAGGGAACCGCAUGAUUGCUGUGAAGAGGCUUGCUGAGAACUCACCAGUGCCGGCUGGCAAAACAUUUGAAACUGAGGUUACAAAUCUUAUGGCACUCAAGCACAGAAAUGUAGUAGAGCUGGUUAGCUUCUGCCACGAAGGGCAGAAGAAAGUAGUUCAGCAUAAUGGGAGAUAUGUGAUAGUAGACGUGAUCGAAAGCUGUCUUUGCUACAAAUAUCUACCAAAGGGAAGUCUUGACAAGCAUCUUUAUGCGGACACGACGUCACUAAACUGGGACACACGGUUCAAAAUAAUUAAGGGGAUCUGCGAAGGUUUACAUUUCCUUCACAAGGAAUUGGAUGGGCCCCUUGUUCAUAUGAACCUUGUGCCUAGCUCAAUAUGGUUGGAUGAUAACUGGGUGCCAAAGAUUGCCGAUUUUGGUCUCUCAAGACUCUUUGGCCAAGAGCAGACCAGGAUGUACACAGUCAACGUUAAGGGAUAUAAUGGGUACAUGGCUCCAGAAUAUCUAUACAGAGGUGAAAUCUCCACCAUGUCAGACAUAUAUAGUUUAGGCAUGCUUAUUCUUGAGAUCACGACUGGAGAGAAGAACUGUGGAUAUUCUGAAGACAGAUCUGCAAGAAACUUUGUUAGCAAUGUACAUCAAAAUUGGAACACAAAUGAGCAAAUAAUACACAAGUACCCAUCACUAGAUUCAAAUGGCCUGCAGCAAGUAAAUGCAUGCAUUCUAAUUGGGCUGAAGUGUGUGGAGGCUGAACGGAACAAAAGGCCUUCCAUAGUUGAUAUUGUUGAGAAGCUCAAUGGGAAACGUGUACCAAUUUUUGACCAGGCCUCCACUUCCCAGGAGCGAUGAGAAAUGUUCUUUCCAAGGAGAGAUCAAUAUCCAAGAUGAAGUAGAACCUGCUCUAUGAUCAGAAGAUGACAUGAAUUUUCUUCUGAACAAAUAUCUACUUUUUAAAAAAAAAUAUAUAUUAGCUCUUCCUCGCAACAACGUAACUGCCACUUUACUUAUCUUUCUAAUUAGAUUUGGCACUGUAUUGUUGAAGCACUCUUCUCUCCUCUCUAUUGACCCUGUCACUGUGAAUUGGUGUGGAAUCUUUUGUGAUCUUUCAAAUUAAAUAUGGACAUACGAGAUCAGAAUCAGAAUAAAACGAAUCCAACAUAUUUCCA